Molecule: messenger RNA, 6354 nt
Organism: Poecilia reticulata (guppy)
Lineage: Eukaryota; Metazoa; Chordata; Actinopteri; Cyprinodontiformes; Poeciliidae
Source: RefSeq, a predicted model, not a curated record
UGGGAACAUUUUCUCUGACUGGCUGAGGAGGCUUUCUGCUUCCAUUUUCCCCGUCAGCUGAGAGGCUGUGAGCGUUUUCUACGAGAUCUAAAAGCAGUGCACAACCACCCUUUAACACUCAUCUGCUACCUUCUCUGAGGCUGCAGUCUACGGGUGUCACCAUGGGGACGAAUGGUUUCCUCUUGAGCUGCCUCACCACCGCUGUACUAAUCCAACUCUCCACCGCUGGCUUGGUCAAGACUGUCAUCCGCCACCGGAGGGAGACCCUGAUGCCCAAGAAAACCCAAGAGAACCUGACUCUCCCCCAUCCCGACCAGCCUGUGGUGUUCAACCACGUCUACAACAUCAACGUCCCCUCCACCUCCCUCUGCUCUGUGGACCUCGACUCGCCUGGAGGGGGCGGUGUCAAGCACAAGAGCGCCUCGAUGGACAUGCAGAGCACCGAACACAUGGAGCACACUGUCGAUGGCGACAACCAGAUCGUUUUCACUCACCGCAUCAACAUCCCCAAACAAGCUUGUGGCUGUGACAACCAGCUGCCGGACAUCAAAGACAUCCUGAACAGACUGGAGAUGUUGGAGUCUGAGCUGUCUAGUCUCAGGGAGCAGUGCACCAGUGGAGCUGGCUGUUGUGGAGCUCAGGCUACAGGAGAGGUGUCUACAAAGCCAUUCUGUAACGGACGUGGAAACUGGAGCACGGAGACCUGCAGYUGCUCCUGCGAACCCGGAUGGAAGGGCCCCAACUGCACGGAGCCGGAGUGCCCCAAUGAUUGCCAGGACCAGGGUCGCUGUGUGGAUGGGAGAUGUGAAUGCUUUGAGGGUUUCGGCGGGAAUGACUGUGGUGUUGAGCUCUGCCUGCUGGACUGUGGCGACUACGGCCACUGUGUUGAAGGGUCCUGUCUUUGUGAAGAAGGCUUCAUUGGUGAAGACUGUUCUCAGACUAACUGCCUUAACAACUGCCUGGGUCGUGGGCGCUGUGUUGACGACGAGUGCAUUUGUGAUGAGCCAUAUACGGGCUUUGACUGCUCUGAGCUCAUCUGUCCUAACGACUGCUUCGACCGAGGACGCUGCAUCAAUGGAACCUGCGAAUGUGAAGAGGGAUUCACUGGAGAUGACUGUGGAGARCUCAGCUGUCCUGAAAACUGCAGCAAACAUGGCAAGUGUGUGAACGGCCAAUGUAAGUGUGAGAUAAACUACGGUGGAGAGGACUGCUCAAAGCUUCUUUGUCCCCAAAACUGCAAUGAGAGAGGCCAUUGCUUUAAUGGGAAGUGCAUAUGUGAUCCUGGCUUUGAAGGUGACGAUUGCUCAGUCCUCUCAUGCCUUGACAACUGCAGCAACAGGGGUCAGUGCAUUAACGGAGAAUGCGUUUGCGACAUAGGAUACGAAGGGGAAGACUGCAGUGAACUCUCCUGCCCCAACAACUGCCAAGAACAGGGCCGCUGUGUGGAUGGGCAGUGCGUAUGUGAGAAAGGCUUUGCAGGUGAAGACUGCAGUAUCAAGACAUGUCCUAAAGAAUGCCAUGGAAGAGGGGAUUGCGUAGAUGGAAAGUGUGUGUGUUUUGUGGGUUUUACGGGAAAAGACUGCAGCGAACUGACCUGCCCGAAUGACUGCCUGGACCGCGGUCACUGUGUGGAUGGCCAGUGUGUUUGCCACCAGGGUUUCACUGGUCAGGACUGCAGUGAGAAGACGUGCCCCAAGAACUGCCACAACAGAGGCCGCUGUGUAGACGGCCAGUGUGUUUGCCACCAGGGUUUCACAGGCGAAGACUGUCAUGAGAAGACAUGCCCUGAGAACUGCCAUGACAGGGGGCGCUGUGUAGACGGCCAGUGCAUUUGUCAGGAAGGGUUCACAGGCGAAGACUGCAGUGAGAAGACGUGCCUACAGACCUUGAGUAAGUCUACUUACUGUCCCUUACUGUCCACCACUGCUGAUUGUCCAUGUUUCUCCACAGUCUCACCACCCAAAGACCUUACGGUUGUGGAGGUGACUCCUGAGACGGUGGACCUAUCCUGGGAGAAUGAGAUGCGAGUGACAGAGUACCUAAUCACCUACGUGCCCACGGCCCCUGGCGGUCUGGAGCUCGACAUGCGGGUGCCUGGGGACCAGAAGGAGGCCACCAUUCGGGAGCUUGAGCCUGGUGUGGAGUACCUGAUCAGUGUCUAUGCUGUACUCAGCAAUAAGAAGAGCGUUCCUGUCAGCGCUCGCGUGGCAACACAUCUCCCYGAGCCCGAGGGUCUUAARUUUAAGUCAGUUCGAGAGACGUCAGUAGAAGUGCAGUGGGACCCCCUGGAUAUCCCAUUUGAUGGUUGGAACCUCAUCUUCAGAAACACAAAAGAGGAGGACGGUGAGAUUCUCAACUCUCUGGGCCGGCCAGAGACCACCUUCGAGCAGUCGGGUCUGGGUCCAGGCCAGGAGUACGAGGUCAAACUGGAGGUGGUGAAGAACAAAAAGCGUGGGCCGCCUGCCUCGAAGAACAUUGUCACAAUGAUCGACGCCCCCGGUCAGGUGGAUGUGCGAGACGUGACGGACACCACGGCGCUGGUCACCUGGUUCCAUCCUGUGGCCCACGUGGACGGGGUCAGCGUCUCCUUCGGGCCCAGCCUGAACCCAGUGGAUCGUAACGUGGUGGAGCUGUCAUCUGCUGACACACAGUACCACCUGGCUGGCCUCAGCCCUGAUACGCAGUACGAGGUGUCUCUGACGGCAAAGAGGGGGGAGCAGAGCAGCAUACCUGUGUAUGACUCCUUCCUCACAGACCUGGACGCUCCCAGAGACCUUCAGACGGUGGAAAUAACAGAUGAGAGCAUCACUCUAGAGUGGAGGAACAGUAAGGCUCAGGUGGACCAGUACCGCAUCAAGUACGGCCCGCUGUCUGGAGGCGACCAUGGAGAACUGCUCUUCCCGCCCGGAGCCAGGGACUCCACCCAGGCCAAAAUCACCGGCCUGAGACCGGGGACGGAGUACGGGAUGGGAGUAACCGCGGUGACAGAUGAGCGGGAAAGUYUGCCCACCACCACCAAUGCAGUCACAGCCCUGGACGCCCCCAGAGAGCUGACUGUAGCAGAGGUGACAGAGACCACCAUGAUGCUGGAGUGGAAGCGGCCACUGGCCAAGCUGGACUCCUACCGACUGGUCUACGUGUCGGCUGAUGGUCAGAGGGCUGAAGACUCGGUCCCCGGCAGCUCAGAGUCUCACACCCUGCGGGGUCUGAACCCCGGCAUGAUGUACACCAUCAGCGUCACCGCUGAGAGGGGUCGCAGGAGCAGCGCGCCCGCCACUGUCUCAGCUGCCACAGCGGAGGAGAAGCCGGCGGUGACCAACGUCACCGUCAGCGACGUGUCGUGGGAGAGCUUCCUCUUGUCCUGGUCUGCUGACGACGGGGCGUUCGACGCCUUUCUGAUCGAGGUUACCGACGCGGAGACGGGCGCCGAGUGGCAGAACCACACGGCGCCCGCAGACGCUCGCAGCCUCGUCGUCUCAGGCCUCUCCCCCGGCACCUGGUACAAGGCCGCCCUGUACGGGGUGCACGCAGGGGCGUUCUUAGAGCCUGUGUUUGCAGACACCAUCACAGAGAUUGAACCGGAGGUGCAGGCUCUACAAGUCUCCAGCAUCACUCCAGAGAGUUUUGUGYUGGCCUGGACGGCCGAGGAGGAUGCCUUUGACACGUUUGUCCUGAUGCUCAUCGAGGCAGAAGACCCAGGCCAACCAAGAGAGGUGGUGCUGGGCGGCGAGGAGAGAAAUGUCACUAUGAGCGAUCUCACAGAGGACACAGAGUACACCGUUGAGAUCUUUGGGCUCAUUUUGGGAAGACGCUCCAAGUCUGUAAGAGAGGGVGUGAGAACAGACCUGGGUUCACCAAAGGGCAUCCGCUUCUCCGGAGUGACCGACACGUCGGCCACCGUUCACUGGCUGACUCCAAGAGCUCGGGUGGACAACUACCAGGUCACCUACAUGCCUGCCCAUGGAGGUGUUGCGAAGACGCUGACGGUGGACGGCUCGCAGUCGCUCACCGUGCUGCCGAACCUGACGCCUGGGGUCACCUAUGAGGUCACCAUUGUUGCCGUGAAGGAGCAGAGGGAGAGUGAGCCUGGAUCUGACAGCGUCACCACAGCUCUGGAUAAGCCCCGUGGACUGACUGCAGUCAACAUCACAGACUCUGGUGCCCUGCUGCUGUGGCAACCCGCCAUCGCAACUGUAGACGGUUAUGUCAUCACAUACAGUGCAGAUUCUGUGACUCCAGUGAUGGAGCGCGUGUCUGGAAAUGUGGUGGAGUUCGAGAUGAGCUUGCUGAAGCCAGCUACGCUCUACACUGUGAAGGUCUACGCGGUGAGGGACUUGGCCAAGAGUGCAGCCACCACAACAGAGUUCACCACAGAUGUAGACGCUCCUCAGGACCUGGCAGCCACCAACAUCCAGACGGAGAGCGCCAUGCUCACCUGGAAGCCUCCCCGGGCCGACAUCAGCGGCUACCUCCUCCACUUUGAGUCUGCUGUCGGCACCAUCCACGAGGUGGUCCUAAGCCCCACCGCUGUGUCGUACAACAUGGCCGACCUCAGCGCAUCGACAGACUAUUCAGUGAAGCUGGAAGCUCUCGCUGGUCCCAAGAGGAGCCAAGUCAUCUCUACCGUCUUCACCACCACCGGCGUGCUGUACAGACACCCCAGAGACUGUUCACAGGCCCUGCUGAACGGCGACGCCUCAUCAGGCAUGCACACCAUCUACCUGGGUGGAGACGAGAACCAACCGCUGCAGGUCUACUGCGACAUGAGCACCGACGGAGGCGGAUGGAUCGUUUUCCUGCGACGUCAGAGUGGCAGACUGGAGUUCUUCCGCAACUGGAAGAAUUAUACGGCUGGUUUUGGUGACAUGAAUGAUGAGUUCUGGCUUGGUAAGUUCUUGCAAAUCAAUAGUAAAUUAAUUACAUUUCCUAGAGAUUUGGGAGCCGUCAGAUUAACAUGCCAUCUAUUACUGGAGCAGCUCAGACACUUUCAUGUUAUAUGUGUUCCUUAUAAAAACUGUGUGUGUUUCCUAGGUGACUCUAUGACCUACCACCAUGGCCGUCCAUUCUCCACCUACGACCACGACAACGACAUUGCCGUGACCAACUGUGCUCUGUCCUAUAAGGGAGCCUUUUGGUACAAAAACUGUCACCGGGUCAACCUGAUGGGUCGCUAUGGAGACAACAGCCACAGCAAGGGCGUAAACUGGUUCCACUGGAAAGGCCACGAACACUCCAUCGAGUUCGCCGAGAUGAAGAUCCGUCCGUCCAACUUCAGAAAUCUGGAAGGAAGGAGGAAACGGUCUUAAAUGACCCGGAGAGCACCGCCUCCACCACCACAACCAUCAUCAUCAACAACAAAACACUACUACAUCUGUGUGUGCYCCUCCACCUGUUCAAUACGUUCUCCACACACAACAACCGUGCAGCAACCAAAGCCUUCAACAAGAGCCCUCCAAACACAGCGUACCUCCCCACCCCUUUACCCACCCCACACAGGUCUGCCUGUUAAAGAUGGUUGUUAAUGCAAAAAAAAUGCAUUUUAAUUUCCUYCCACAUAGCGUCUACUCCCACACCAAAGACAGUAACUCCACCUCAGCAGUUUCUAACCCACUCAGUCAUCCUGCUGCAUUAGCAGGGAGGUGGACCAACAACUCGGGCAUUACGUUGUGCAGAGUCAUCGACACCGGCUCUCAUCACGCUCACGCAUCUGGAGUCUUACACAACAGAACUGUAUGUUUACAUCACAGUUUGGGUGAUUCAUUCUGCUGCUUGUAUAAAACUGUUCACGUCUGAUUCACACAUCUGAAAACGGAUAUUUGUCAGACCACACAGAGCUUCACCUGACUCGACAUCUGUUUGUCUUCAUGUGACGUUAACUAAAUCAGUUUCAUUUCAUUCCUCCCAGAGAACCUGCUACCACUCCCUCCCCCAGCAGCCAAAAAAAUAAAUAAAUAAAUCUAAACAAAAAAACAAUCAUGAAAAAGGUCUCCUCCCAUUUCCUCAAGAAAGGCAAMAACGUUUCUGCUCCUGACCUGGCCCCCUGCAGGCGGCACGCUGCAACUACAGUAUUCUGCUUGAAAACAAGUUGAAGAACUGAGGAAGAAGUGUGUGUGUUUUUUUUCUAUCAUGAAUCUGAGGCAGGACCUAUCACUCAGUAUAUAAUGGCAAGCGGUGAUUACUUUUUUUUUUGUUGUAUCUUUUUUGCAAAAUGUGAAUAUAGUACUUAUAUGUGGAUCAAGAGAAUGUUUUUGUGAUGCUUGAAACGUAAACAUUUUAAAAAGGCCAAUUUUAAUUACAUUUCAGUGUUCAUAGUAAAGUCUCCAUGAUUCUUUUGGAUAUUAAAAAAAAAAAAAA